AUGGAUAGUAUCAGAGAACAGUUUAAGCGAGCAAGUAAUUAUACAGAUGAUGAGAUCGAGGAGUUUCGCCAAAGACAGCUUAAAGAACAAAACAUGUUGGCAUGGGGUGCGAGCGUUCGUGGAGGUUAUAUGACAACAAAGGAUGAAGCAAUUGCUAAAAUGCUGCAGGAGGAAGAACAGCAGAAGGAAAGAGAAAAGGAAAGAGAGAAUAAAUGGUUCGAGAUCCUAGAUCAUUCCAACGGUAACUCAUACGUUAUCGAAAUAAUCCGGGAUAGAUGCUCUUCAGCCAACUUCGUCACGGCACGAGCCGUAACCGAUUACAGCCUUGAAACCAAGCGGAUAGACCCUAUGAGCUUUAUUGAUGUGGCCGGUGGGGAGUUUACUUGCGACGCACAGGCAGAAAUUCAUUGGAAGGGGAAAGGAGGGGAGAUGAGAGUAGAUUUCUUCUAUGUACUUCCAGAUAAGUCCCCAAUCAAGCAUACUCUUGUCGGGAAAGAAUUUGAUGAUGCCUUCGGCCGCUUUCUGCUGGAUUCAAAUCCGGACAAUAAGGUCUUCUACACAGCACAGAAGCCGAAAACCCCUACCGAAGAUAAGUUAAUUCGAGAAAUGCGCCGAACUAUGGAUGAACAGGUCGCGAGGUCUUCCCAGAACAAAUUAGAGUACGAGCAGAACAGAUCUACGAAGGCUGCCGGUUCGUCAAGAUUACCGCAUAACAAUCUCAACACGCCAUAUUUCCACCAAGCGAACCCAUCCGAUGAUGAGGGGGUCAAUGCCGAUGCCAACACCCGCGCCCGCACCGAAACAGAGGACAAGAUAGACACAACUUUCACCAUCGACUCAAGAAUCAACGGCGGAAAUAAGCCAUCCGGCUACGACAGCAACUCGCUCAUCACGAUUCUCCGGUCGUCGCAAUGCUUUAUCGCUCUCUUAGUAUUGAUUCUCUACGUCUUCACGUCUUCGGUCCCUGUCUUUUGGCUCAUCUUCUAUACGAUUGCCGAGGUUGUCUUAGCUAGCUUUUGGAGCAUUUUCGCGCUGUUCCUUAGGCAUCACUGGUCAAUAUGGUUGGUUAUACCAGAGAUCGUGAUCACUGUUGCGUGGAUUGUGCUAUUCGCCGUAAGCUCGCUCUCAACACCAGAUGAAUCGAAGGAAUCAACGUUCCGUUUAUCACUCAUGGCCAUAGAAGCUUCUAUGGUGAUGUGGUUACCGACCUGCUUUCUGGCAAUUUCGCCAUUCUUCCACUGGCUCAUGCCUUGGCUAUUUCAAGUGCGAAGUGGCGAGAACGUCGCCCUUGAUGCGGGCGGUGCCCGAGAGAUGGGGGUCUGCCAGGGCCGCGAGGGCCGCCAGGCCCGGGAGGCCCGAGAGGCCCGGCGCCUGGAUGGCCGUUGCCCCCUGAGGGGUUGGGCGGUCCUGCUAUGGAUGGGCCAGGAGCCCCAGGGCGUGCGCUCGGGAUGCCGCGCAAGACAAUUCCAGGUCAUAUACUGCCGCGCCGCGAGAAGGACAGGCAUGGGAAAAAACCGAGACCAGAAAGUACCUUGA
Molecule: messenger RNA, 1536 nt
Organism: Daldinia childiae
Lineage: Eukaryota; Fungi; Ascomycota; Sordariomycetes; Xylariales; Hypoxylaceae
Exons: 7
Coding region: 1-1536 (511 amino acids)
Source: RefSeq, a predicted model, not a curated record